GCCCCGCCCCGCGCGCGGCCGCGCCGCCAGCCGCCAAGAUGGCGUCGGCCCUCGAGCAGUUCGUCAACAGCGUCCGGCAGCUCUCGGCCCAAGGGCAAAUGACCCAGCUUUGUGAGUUGAUCAAUAAAAGCGGAGAACUGCUAGCAAAAAAUCUCUCCCAUCUGGAUACAGUGCUUGGUGCCCUGGAUGUGCAGGAACACUCGUUAGGCGUUCUUGCUGUCUUGUUUGUGAAGUUUUCUAUGCCCAGCAUCCCUGACUUCGAAACAUUAUUCUCACAGGUGCAGCUUUUUAUCAGCACUUGUAAUGGGGAGCACAUUAGAUAUGCAACAGACACUUUUGCUGGCCUAUGCCACCAGUUAACAAAUGCCCUUGUGGAAAGAAAACAGCCCCUGCGAGGAAUUAGCAUUCUCAGACAAGCCAUAGACAAGAUGCAGAUGAACACAAACCAGCUGACCUCAAUACAUGCAGAUCUCUGCCAGCUCUGUUUGUUAGCAAAAUGCUUUAAACCUGCCCUCCCGUAUCUAGAUGUGGACAUGAUGGAUAUUUGUAAAGAGAAUGGGGCAUAUGAUGCGAAGCACUUUUUAUGUUACUACUAUUAUGGUGGGAUGAUAUACACUGGGCUAAAGAAUUUUGAAAGAGCACUCUACUUUUAUGAACAGGCAAUAACUACUCCAGCCAUGGCAGUCAGUCAUAUUAUGUUGGAGUCGUAUAAAAAGUAUAUUCUAGUUUCUUUGAUACUACUUGGCAAAGUUCAACAGCUACCAAAAUACACUUCCCAGAUAGUUGGUAGAUUCAUUAAGCCCCUUAGCAAUGCUUACCAUGAAUUAGCACAAGUUUAUUCAACCAAUAAGCCCUCCGAGCUUCGAAAUCUGGUGAACAAACACAGUGAAACCUUCACAAGGGAUAACAAUAUGGGGCUGGUUAAGCAAUGCUUGUCAUCUCUGUACAAAAAGAAUAUUCAGAGGCUAACCAAGACAUUUCUUACAUUAUCAUUACAAGAUAUGGCAAGUCGAGUGCAGUUGUCAGGACCCCAAGAAGCAGAAAAAUAUGUCCUCCACAUGAUAGAAGAUGGUGAAAUAUUUGCAAGUAUUAAUCAGAAAGAUGGUAUGGUCUGUUUCCAUGAUAAUCCUGAAAAAUAUAACAAUCCAGCUAUGCUUCAUAACAUUGAUCAGGAGAUGCUGAAAUGUAUAGAGCUUGAUGAACGACUGAAAGCCAUGGAUCAAGAGAUCACUGUGAACCCUCAGUUCGUGCAGAAGAGUAUGGGCUCUCAAGAAGAUGACUCAGGGACCAAACCAUCCAGUUAUUCCUGAAAUUAAUGUUGCUCACCACUCCGCUUUCAAGUAAAAGCUUAAGAGAAUCACGCCUGGAAUAGGGCAUUGAGGAGUUCCAUGAAGAGAGCAGAGAGAACUGAGCUUUGCUUUACACCUGGACAUUAAGAAAAUAAAAGAACACCCUCUCAGUACUGUAUAAUUUCAGAAAUAUUCUCUGCAAAGAAAAAGGAAAUCUCAAAAGAAACUUAAGUCUGUUGUGGAUUUAUUUAUCUUCAGAUUAACAUCGUUAAUGCAUUAAAUAAUCUACCUUUUGUUUUAAAGGGUUUGAAUGUUGCUGUGUUUCUGUAGCAGUCCAUUUCCUCUUCUGAAAAAAAAAAAAAAAAGAAAAAAAGGUGUUUAUUCAGGGAAGAAUACAAGCUAGUGUUGGUUCACUUACAAGAGAAUUACUGGUUCAUUAUUUUGUAUUUAAAGUUGGCUCCAAGUGCAGAUUGAUCAUUUGUAUGGUGGUAGGGGGAGGGCUGGGGAGCCUGAGUAAGACUCCGUAAAUUUUAAUAAUCUGCAUAUGUCCCUUGUAGUUGGCUGCUGUCUAGUAAAUGAUGAGAUAAGAACCAUGCUCCUCUUCCCAGAAGGGUGAGUGUAUUAGUGAGUCCUUGCAAGGUGGUUUUGCUGAAAAGCCGAAAUCGCUGUAGGGCCUCCAUAUAUGACAUCUAUUUAUGGKUUUUUUUUAAACUCUGGUACAAAGCUUUUUCUCUGAGUAAUGUUUGCUAUUAGAUCACGUUUCUUGGGCCUAAACAACAUGAUAUUUGGAAGACCCUGGUGUUUUACAGGAUGCUGGAUCUGAAGUUGUUCGCACUGAAAGAAAUUGAAAUUCUUGCUCCUAUACAAUCUGGCAUAAGGGAGUUUUGUGUCGGAAAUCAGUCUAAGUAUGAAGGCCAUGCUGUAGAUUCUCUUCUUUGUUUCCAAAGAAAGCARUUCUCUAUGAUAGAAUCCCAUACAGCUGUCCUAAAAGUGGGGUUUUAUUUGGAGCUACCAUGCUGGAAUAACAUCUGCUUUUUAAAUCACCGUUUCAAACAUCAAAACGUUGUCAUUGGAUUCCUGAAGUGCUUCUCUCUUUGAAUGAAUGGGCUCUUUAUUUCUCUGUAGCUCUUAAUGUACUUGAAGAUUAUUAUUGUUCGAGCACCUUCGAAACACUUCAUGUCAGUGCAAAUCUCCUGCUCUCAGACAUAAAUAAACCUGUCGUCAAGUCGGAAUGUGAGCAGCUCAGCAUCCAAUCUUCCUGCUUAAACACCUGAAUAGAAGCUGCUUGCUACUCCUGAUAACCUGCCAGCUUUUUUUCAGGUGCCUAAGUGGGAAUUAAGUGUUUCUGGCUCUUGCUGUGUGAAACUUGUAUGUAUCGAGGUCACYGGUGGUUGGAAAAUAUACCAUUUGUGCUUCCACUGCUGAUACAGAACUGUCGGGGUUUUCAUUUAAAACUGCCAUCAAGGUUCUAGCAGAGCCUCUCUGACAGGGGUGUGCUCUCUGGUAGAAGUGAAAUGUCCCCAGGCUGUUCUUUUUAGGUGAAUAAGGUAUAAAAUAGCAAUUUAGUAGCAAACACAGCAUAGGUCCAUAGUGUUUGUAGCUCACCACUGAGUACUUGUGCUUCCUAUCACAGCGGCUUCCACAUUCAAAGGCAACUCUUACACCUAAUCUUAAAGCAAAAUCUUUUUUUUUUCAUAAUUUGCCUUACUAGUCCUGUAAUUAAAGAUAUUUAUGAUCUUUCAAGUCUUUUCCUAGGUAAUCCUGCAGUGAUUGCAGUGCUGGACAUGCUUACACAAUUUUCUGCUCUGUGGAAGUGUUAAACAAGUGAUUCAUAGCGCUGCGGGCGCAAGCACCAAGUUGGGCUGCAGAAGCGUUUGCAAUCACAUGCAGCAGUCACCAGAAGUACUGACAGUGCCUAACCCCUGCCUGCCACGUAGACGAGUGUGUGCAAAGCUCCCCUUCCGUCAGCAAGGGCUGGCUUGACGGAGGAGAACGUACAAAGAGUGAUUUCAAGAGGCUUGAGAAGAACCAGAAAUGUCCUCUUAAYGCGGCUAAGGUUUCGCAGCACUAGUGCCUCUUAGUGAACCUGGCGUAACUGCUGAGAGCAGUGGCAAAUAGCAGCUUUUUUCUUUUUCUUGCCUAAAGUAGGUGAAGUAAAUCCAUACUACACCUCAAAAGGAAGGUCGAGAUUGCUUUGUGAUAGUGUCAGGUUAAACAUAAUGCUAUUUUUCUUCAUUUGUUUAAGGGCAAUGCUUUGAAAGUUAAGAGACCUGCCAACAUUUUGUGUUUCUUCUGUGGGCGUUUUGUUUUUUUGAUGUUGUUUUUUCCUGCUGUGAAUAAGCGUGCCAUUGAACUCUGAUGGUUGUUGAAAAUUUAAAGUCAGGUCCCACUAUUAGAGUUGAGUAGAUGGAAAACGUUCACYACAAGUGCUUUGCAAAAAGGCUUCUAUCUAGAGAUCUGAUGAAUACGUAACACCUGGCAUCUGCACCUCUUGAGAUCCUCUUGAAAUCAAGUCUUCCAGAUUUUUAAUGGAGUAGCCCCCUCCGGUCUUGGAACUAAGAGCAUGGGCUGUGGCCAACCAUGAAGCUUWGAGAACACUCGAGCUUGCUGGUUUUAACCUAUAGCUGCUGCAAGGAAGGACUUUGUAGAAUAUAAGACCACUGCGUGYUGUGUUUCUCUGAACUC
Molecule: messenger RNA, 3974 nt
Organism: Nothoprocta perdicaria
Lineage: Eukaryota; Metazoa; Chordata; Aves; Tinamiformes; Tinamidae
Gene: COPS3
Product: COP9 signalosome subunit 3
Exons: 12
Coding region: 39-1310 (423 amino acids)
Biological process (GO): ubiquitin-dependent protein catabolic process
Cellular component (GO): COP9 signalosome
Source: RefSeq, a predicted model, not a curated record